AGUUUCUUUGAAGGACAGUCUGCACCGUGGGACUCAGCUAAGAAAGAUGAGAACAGAAUGAAAAACAGAUACGGGAAUAUCAUUGCAUACGAUCAUUCUCGAGUGAGGCUGCAGCCCAUUGAAGGGGAAACAAGUUCUGAUUACAUCAAUGGGAAUUAUAUUGAUGGUUAUCAUAGACCAAAUCACUACAUUGCUACACAAGGACCAAUGCAGGAGACAAUAUAUGACUUUUGGAGAAUGGUGUGGCACGAAAACACAGCCAGCAUAAUCAUGGUGACUAAUCUCGUAGAAGUGGGAAGGGUCAAAUGCUGCAAAUACUGGCCUGAUGACACAGAGAUCUACAAAGACAUUAAAGUUACACUGAUAGAAACAGAGCUCCUGGCUGAGUACGUGAUCAGAACAUUUGCAGUGGAAAAGAGGGGUGCUCAUGAGAUCCGAGAGAUCCGGCAGUUCCACUUCACGGGGUGGCCGGACCACGGCGUGCCCUACCACGCCACCGGCCUGCUGGGCUUCGUCAGGCAGGUCAAGGCCAAGAGCCCACCCAACGCCGGCCCCUUGGUCGUUCACUGCAGUGCUGGUGCUGGCAGAACAGGGUGCUUCAUUGUCAUCGACAUCAUGCUGGAUAUGGCAGAAAGAGAAGGUGUUGUAGACAUCUACAACUGCGUGAGAGAGCUUCGGUCUCGGAGGGUUAACAUGGUGCAGACAGAGGAACAGUAUGUCUUCAUCCAUGAUGCCAUCCUGGAAGCCUGUCUUUGUGGGGACACAUCUGUUCCAGCUUCUCAAGUUAGGUCUGUUUACUAUGAAAUGAAUAAACUGGAUCCUCAGACUAACUCCAGCCAGAUCAAAGAGGAAUUUAGGACUUUAAACAUGGUGACCCCGACGCUGCGUGUGGAAGACUGCAGCAUAGCACUCCUCCCACGAAACCACGAGAAGAACCGCUGCAUGGAUGUCCUGCCUCCAGACAGGUGCCUGCCCUUCCUCAUCACCAUAGAUGGGGAGAGCAGUAACUACAUCAACGCCGCGCUGAUGGACAGCUACAAGCAGCCAUCAGCUUUUAUAGUUACACAGCAUCCCUUACCAAAUACUGUCAAAGAUUUCUGGAGACUGGUCCUAGAUUAUCACUGCACUUCAAUAGUUAUGCUGAACGACGUGGAUCCUGCACAGCUGUGUCCUCAGUACUGGCCAGAAAAUGGGGUGCACCGACACGGUCCCAUCCAGGUGGAGUUUGUGUCAGCUGAUCUAGAAGAAGAUAUCAUCAGCCGGAUAUUCCGGAUCUAUAAUGCAGCCAGGCCCCAGGAUGGCUAUCGGAUGGUGCAGCAGUUCCAGUUCCUGGGAUGGCCCAUGUACAGGGACACUCCAGUCUCCAAACGCUCCUUCCUGAAGCUCAUCCGGCAGGUGGAGAAGUGGCAGGAGGAGUACAACGGGGGGGAGGGACGCACCGUCGUGCACUGCCUGAACGGAGGUGGCCGCAGUGGGACCUUCUGUGCAAUCAGCAUUGUGUGUGAAAUGCUUCGACAUCAGAGGGCUGUUGAUGUGUUCCACGCUGUGAAGACACUGAGGAAUAAUAAGCCUAACAUGGUGGACCUUCUGGAUCAAUACAAAUUCUGCUACGAGGUGGCUUUGGAAUACUUGAAUUCUGGCUGA
Molecule: messenger RNA, 1644 nt
Organism: Merops nubicus (carmine bee-eater)
Lineage: Eukaryota; Metazoa; Chordata; Aves; Coraciiformes; Meropidae
Product: receptor-type tyrosine-protein phosphatase mu
Exons: 14
Biological process (GO): protein dephosphorylation
Molecular function (GO): protein tyrosine phosphatase activity
Source: RefSeq, a predicted model, not a curated record